Hypomesus transpacificus is the source of this 1732-nucleotide messenger RNA. Its product is annotated as putative nuclease HARBI1. The transcript is spliced from 3 exons. The coding region runs from base 228 to 1448 and encodes 406 amino acids. The record is from RefSeq and is a predicted model, not a curated record. Lineage: Eukaryota; Metazoa; Chordata; Actinopteri; Osmeriformes; Osmeridae.
UUUACGUCAUCAGUAAUCGACUGGGACUGUUGUGGCUCGGUCUGGUCCGGCUGUUAAUCAGUCAGAAGAAAGCUAAUGUUCUUUAGAAGAACGUUCUUGCCAAGCGUCUUGCGAAAACGUUCUUCAAGACCACGAGGAUGGAGAACGAAUUUAUAUGAAGGUUUUCUUGGCUAUUGCGCAAUACAUAUAUAUAUACAUAUAAAACGUAUGAAUCAAAUCAGACAAUUAUGGAAACAAACAGAAGGGCACUGGUAACAGUGGCUAUAGGGUCACUUUACUUGAAAGCUGAGGAGGAGGCAGCUGAGCUGAGGCAACUGAUCCAGAGGAGGAGGGCCAGAAUGAGACGGAUGAGGAUGGCGAGGCUUCGUCAAAUGCUAUCACUUAUCUUUCUCAAUGAUGGAACUCCACAGAACUAUGCUCAAGUAAAUGACCAAGUGCCCAUCCUCAAGAUAGUGUUCUCAGAUGAAGACACCAAACCAGCCUUCAAGCUCGCCAGGGCGACCAUCCAGCUGCUGGUCCAGGUCCUGCCGAGAAAAAAAAGGCAUGGUUGGAGCCACGAGAUGGAAGUCUUCAUGUUUGUUUACUGGCUUGCAUGUGGUGCUUCAUACCGUGUGACAUCCAAUGCCUUUUCUAUGCCAGUGGCUACAGUGUGCAGAGCUGUACACCACGUGGUAGAGGAAAUGAUGACAAUCCUCCACCGCAUCAUCCAUUUCCCCAAGGCCGAUGAGAUGGAGGGGGUGGGGGCAGGUUUUGUUCACCUGGCCGGCCAUGAAGCCUUCUGCUUCGCUGCAGGAGCCAUUGAUGGGUGCCGCAUCAAAAUCCGUCCACCUGCUAGGCCACUAAAAAAGAGUCACUUGAACCGCAAGCUCUUUCCCAUAGUUAUCCUGCAGGGCAUUUGUGACAGCCGUGGAAAGUUCAUUGACGUGCACAUUGGCAACACAGGUUCUGUCCACGAUGCCCUUGUCCUGCGGAGCUCCCCAAUGUUCAAGGAGUCCCUUUAUCCCCCGGCUGGUUAUUUCCUCCUUGGAGAUGGUGGAUAUCCAUGCCUGCAGAAUCCUGUGGCUGUCAUCACCCCGUUUCGACAGCCUAUAGCUGGAAGUGUUGAGGCCCGGUUCAACAGCCACCAUGCCAAAGCAAGCUGCGUAAUUGAGCGCACUUUUGGCAUACUGAAAACUCGCUGGAGAUCCAUCUUUCUAAGGGGUCUGGAAGUGCGUCCUCUGUUUGUCCCCAAGGUGGUUGCUGCCUGCUGCGUUCUCCACAACGUUUGUCUCUCUGUGAACGACAUCUUGGAGGUGGACCAUCCUCAGCAUGAGGAAGAGGGUGACAAUCUGGAGGACUGUGCAGAUGAGCAGGAGGUGUCUGGCAACAACCUCCGCGCUAGACUGGCUGCACAUCUUUCUGCUCCUACAGAACUCAAUGUAUCUCUGCAGGAGCAUGAUUACAUUUAGGGGAUAAAAACACAAGACUGUGCCAAGUAGGGUGAGAGGUAAACUUUGAAUGUGUAAUAUUUUCUAAGAUUUGGUUUGCUUUAAUAUAUAGCCUAUGUAAUAUUGUUUCUUUACAUUAAAUGUUUGUAAAUUAGUGUAUUGUCUUAUUUACACUGUAUUGUAUGAAGUUAUUUUUGAUGCCAAUUCAAUUUUGAGACCCUUGGCAUUGCUGUGGCAUUCCCUUCUCAGCACUACACAAUAUGUUCUGUCAGUGCUGAAUGUAGGAGGUUAUUAACUGUCUUGUC